Messenger RNA from Diabrotica balteata, 959 nucleotides. The record is from the annotation of a GenBank genome assembly. Lineage: Eukaryota; Metazoa; Arthropoda; Insecta; Coleoptera; Chrysomelidae.
AGGACAUCAUAGCGUGACAGAGAGAAACUUAAAAAGCUAGGUUAUGUGAAUGGCAAUGGAUGAUGUGUAUGUUUACUUUUGACUUAUUAAGAGAUCUGAUUAAAAGCUAGUUAUAAAAGAUAUAAGAAAACACUUAGCAUAUAACGUGUGAUAAUAGGAAUACUAUAAUAUAAGGAUGGUAUCAAUUUUUUGAAUAGCACAAAUCAAGAGAAAUUUUAUACUUUACUAAAGUAAUAAAAUGGGUAUCCUUUUUGGUAAAAAAAAGCCUCCUUCCAGAGUGACAGAACAUGAUAAAGCAGUAUUACAGCUCAAACAGCAAAGAGAUAAAUUGAGACAAUAUCAAAAAAGAAUUGAACUCUCACUUGGUAAAGAUAAAGAUAUAGCUAAGAAGUUACUUAACAAUGGCCAAAGAGACAGAGCAAAACUUUUACUUAAGAAGAAGAGGUAUCAAGAACAACUGUUGUCCAAGCUAGAUGUACAACUUGAUAAUCUAGAUAAGAUGGCUAAUGAUAUAGAAUUUGCCCAGUUAGAAACUCAAGUGGUGAGUGGACUAAAAGCAGGCAAUGAAGCUUUGAAACAAAUUAAUGAUUCCCUUAAGAUUGAAGAUAUUGAACGUAUAUUAGAUGAAACAAGGGAAGGGAUUGACAAACAGAAUGAGAUUAACGAUCUUCUUAGUGGCCAAUUAACAGAUGAAGAUGAGGCAGCUGUAGAAGAAGAAUUGGCUGGUCUGAUUGAGCAAGAGAUGCCUGCUGUGCCUUCAGAAGAACCUAGAGUAGAAGUCAAUGAGGAAGAAGAGGAAGAUGAAGAGGAGAUAGCGGAUAAAGAAAAGCCAAAACAAAAGGAGAAACGGGAGGAACGUGUAGCAGUGAUGGCCUAACGAAUUGUUACUUUAUUGGUAUUUUUCAACCGUGUAUGUAAAUUUCUUAAGUUAUUUAUUAGUAAAAUAAACAAAACUUUUA